Messenger RNA from Moneuplotes crassus, 1566 nucleotides. NCBI's taxonomy places the organism in Eukaryota, Ciliophora, Spirotrichea, Euplotida, Euplotidae. The record is from the annotation of a GenBank genome assembly.
AUGGUUGUAUCACUUUAUAUCUGCGAUAUUCCGCAAGACAUAGAAAAGGAAGACCUUGAGAAACUCUUCAAGGACUUCGGUGGGUUCAAGGACCUCAGAAUUGCAAGAGACAAGACUAAACAAAAGAUCGCUUUCGUCGAUUAUAAGACCGAAGAAGAUGCUAAAUGCGCUAGAGAUUACCUGAACGGAUAUGUCUUUCCCAAUAGCGAGAAAGGGAUGAACCUCAGAAUUUCAGAGAAUUCCAAGAGGAAAGGAGCUGGUGGUGGCCAGUACCAAAGAGGUGAAAAUGUUAGGAAAGAAAAAGAUGACUUCCAAGAGAGAAGGGACAAGAAUUAUGACUUCCAAGGAAGAAAUACUAGGGAGAGAAGAGACAGCAGAGAGCCUAGACAUCAAAGAGAUUAUAGAGACCAGAGAGACCAGAGAGAUCAGAGAGACCAGAGAGAUCAGAGAGACCAGAGAGAUGUGAGAGACCAAAGAGAUGUGAGAAACUUUAGAGAUCAGAGAGAUUACAGAGGCCAAAGAGAUAUGAGAGACUUUCAUGAUGAUCUUGGAGAUCCUAGAAUGAAGCAAGAAAGUUAUGGUGGAUACUCCCACAAUAGAGGAAGAAUGUCUGGGUAUGAUGAUGAACCUUUAAGAAUGAUGAGUCAGUCCCGCUCUGGGCCUGGAAAUACCUCAAUUCCACAACAGUCAUUCCUUCAUAACCCCUUAGCAAAUAGUAGAGGUCCUAAUAAAAUGAAGGGCAUGCCUAUGAGUCACGUUCAAGAACCACAGUCUUAUGAUAACUUAAAUUCGAGUUUAGAUAUUCCUCAGUCUUAUAACCAAGAUACUUAUCUGAUUAAUGAUGUCGUGCCUACUUCGUCAGUCUCUGACAUGAUGCCUAUUCCUAGCAACUCUGAUGGUGCGAAUAUGUCUCAUCUGGAUCAGUAUGUAUUACCUCAAAGUACUCAGAAUCAACUUGAUUCUUCUCCAAUGAAUCCAAACCCAAACUAUAUAUCUUCUGUUGGGGGAGGAGUCCAAUCUGUCCCCAUAAGUAAUGUUAUUGUCCCUUCAGGAUCUAGCUCUGGAGGAAGAGUCCCUGUUCAAUAUUCUUCGAUGGGUCAGCCUUCUGUCUCUCCUGGUUGGAAUGGAGUCAGCCCAGGAGUGUUUAAUAGCCAGUCAAAUCCUAGUUAUUAUGAUGCUCUUGUUGAUAUGUGUGAGCAAUUUCAUAACAUUUUACCAAUUCCCAAGAACGCCACUAACACUGUCUACGUUGAAGGAAUUCCUGUUGGGACUAAGGAGAGAGAAGUGUCUCAUAUUUUCCGUCCCUUCCCCGGUUUCAGGUCUAUUAGACUUAUAAAUCGUGAUAAAAAGAACGGGGAUAGAGUCAUUUUCUGUUUUGCUGAUUUUGAGAACAAACUUCAAACAACCAUGGUCAUCAACACUCUUCAGGGGUAUCGUUUCGAUAGAAAUGACGAAACUGGCUUACACUUCUCCUACGCAAAAGUCAACAAUAAGUCUCAUAAGGAUGCCCAUCAUCGGUCCAAGAACUAGAUUUUUAAGUCUAAUUAUCUAGAGUCUUUCAAUUGC